UGCCGAUCACUCAGCACUCAGGCCGUGGUUUUUGACACUCGAAGAAGCAGCUGAUUUCAAAUCCAGUCAUGUUUGUCAGGUUCAUACUCUGGAUCUUACUCGUGUCUGUCCUAAGGGUUUCCCUGCAACAAGAAGAGUAUGAUUAUGGCGAUGAAACAUAUGAUGAUCCUCAGCCUCUAAACUGUUCAACCACAGAGAGCAUUAGAGGUGGACAUGUCUCCUACUCACAGGGGGGGCUGGAGGGCAGUGUGCUGACGUACCACUGCAGACCUGGGCAGUACCCUUUCCCGGUCAGCCUCCGUGUCUGCGAUGCCCAUGGGGAGUGGUCACCCAUGAGGCUGACCAGUGGCAGACUGGUAACACGGGCAACAUGUAAAGAUGUGCUGUGUCCAGGUCAGCUACAGCUGGAUCAUGGUGACCUCUGGCCCAGAGACCAGUGGUUCAAAGUUGGGAGUGUGCAGAGUUUCUCCUGUGAGGAAGGGUUCACCUUGCAUGGGUCGGCUCAGAGAAAUUGCACCCUGUCUGGGGAGUGGACCGGAACCAUUCCUGUCUGUGAUAACCACGAUGGUGACUGUGAUGACCCAGGUACCCCACCAGGAGCCCACAGGUCAGCAGGCCAACUUCAUACUGGAGAGAAGGUGAUCUACAGGUGUCAGUCUGGUCUGGAUCUGCUGGGAUCAGAUGAAAGGGUUUGCCUGGAGAACAGAGAGUGGAGCGGCUCACCACCACGCUGUCAAAGCCCAUACACUUUCGACUCCCCCAGCACUGUGGCAGCUGCCAUGGCAGGGUCACUGGCUGGAGUCAUGGAUGUACUGACACCAGACUCCAUAAAGAAAGUGACAUUUGGCCGAUCCUUCCGUGUGUCUGAAGGCAGUCGAAUGAAUGUCUUCAUCUUAUUGGAUACAUCAGGCAGCAUCAAAAAGAAGGAUUUUGAAUUAUCCAGGAAUGCCACCAUUGCACUUAUAAGGAAGCUGGACAGUUAUGAAGUGCAAAUUAGAUACCAUGUGUUGUCAUUUGCUAGUGAAUCAAAAGACAUCACAGACAUAAGACGAACUGUUGAAAGCGGUAAUGCAGAGCACGUUAUAUGGAACCUGGAGCAGUUUGACUACCACAGUCAUGGGCAGAAGACGGGCACCAACAUCUAUUCUGCGCUGAUCCGCGUCUACGAACUGAUCAGUUUUUUUAAGCAAAACAGACACAGGAACCAUUUCAAUGAGACUCAGAACGUUAUUGUUUUACAAACAGAUGGAUACUCCAACGUAGGCUCCAAGCCGGCAGCAGCUCUGGCCAGGAUCCGGAACAUUCUGGGCUAUAGCAGCACAGCCACCGAUCACACAAACGAGAGGCUGCUGGAUGUUUAUGUGUUUGGAAUUGGGGAACAAGUGAAAAAAGAUGAGCUGAACUCUUUGGCCUCAAAGAAAAGUGAUGAGAAUCAUGUAUUCAUUGUCCAAAGCUACAGCGUACUGGGACAGAUUUUUAACAGCAUCAUCAGUGAUAAGACAGUGACGAUGUGUGGAGUGGCUCAGGAAGACGUCACAGAAGAGGAGCAGGAAGGUUACACCAAACCAUGGCACGUCACUCUGCCAGGAACUACACCUAGGUCACAGAAAUGCGCCGGCUCUAUUGUGAGUCAGAACUGGGUGCUGACGUCUGCUCAUUGCUUUGGUCGAGUCGGAACAGAUCAAGUCCCUCAGCAGGUGGAAAUAAAAUAUGGUGGUGAGAACACGCCUGUGAUGUCCACUUCAGUCAUCAUGCACCCCAGAUUCAAUGUCAAUGCACUGAAACGCAGAAACGUAUCUGAGUUCUAUGAUUAUGAUGUAGCUCUGGUGAGGCUGAAUAAGAGCCUCCCUCUCUCCUGGAAGGCCAGACCUAUCUGUUUGCCAUGUACCGUACCAGCCAGCCGAGCCAUGAAGAGGAUCGACUCCACCUGUCUGCAGCACAAGGAGGAACUGCUUCCUUAUAAGCAGACACCUGCCUUUUUCAUCCACAAGACGACAAACGGACAAGUUCGUAAAGACACACAUAUUCACACAGACACUCAGAGGGCUGCAUGUGUGGAGAAAGCCAGGCAAACUCUAAAACCGCCAACAGAUGUGACGCUGGAGGAAUAUGUGCCAGACAGAUUUCUUUGUUCUGGAGGCACCUCAGGAAAACAAGAUGCCAUCACUUGUCAAGGUGACUCUGGUGGACCUCUGUUCCUGCAAAAAAGAAAACGCUACUUUCAGGUGGGGGUAGUGAGCUGGGGCACCACUGACGUCUGUAAAACACCCAUCAUAGGACACAGGAGAUACAGCAGUGAUAGACCGCCAGCAGACGCUCGUGACUUUCACAUUGACGUCUUUAAGAUAAUGCCAUGGCUUAAAACACAUUUGGGUCGUGAGAUCCAGUUCCUACCAGAUGAUGACUGAGACCAAUCAGCUGACAGGGACCAUAAAGUAAAACAGAUCAGAUGCAGAAUUCAGCUGAAGUGGAUGGGUGACCUCUUUAGAUACAGAAGGUGUUUCUGUUCAAUAAACAUCACAUACAUAUCACAAGGUUCCAAAGUUUUAUUGUUAGUCUUUUGUUUUUUUAGUACCGUAAACAUAUAACACACAAGUAAUGGCUUAUAUUUGUUUUUGCUCAAAUCAUGAAAAAACUAACAUUUUUUUUUUCAUUUUUCUG
Molecule: messenger RNA, 2661 nt
Organism: Sphaeramia orbicularis (orbiculate cardinalfish)
Lineage: Eukaryota; Metazoa; Chordata; Actinopteri; Kurtiformes; Apogonidae
Product: complement C2
Exons: 19
Coding region: 69-2408 (779 amino acids)
Biological process (GO): complement activation; proteolysis; response to bacterium
Cellular component (GO): extracellular exosome; extracellular region
Molecular function (GO): serine-type endopeptidase activity
Source: RefSeq, a predicted model, not a curated record